This is a messenger RNA of Heterocephalus glaber (naked mole-rat), 4724 nucleotides long. RefSeq names its product TBC1 domain family member 2B (gene Tbc1d2b). Gene Ontology annotation, molecular function: small GTPase binding; GTPase activator activity. Lineage: Eukaryota; Metazoa; Chordata; Mammalia; Rodentia; Bathyergidae. The record is from RefSeq and is a predicted model, not a curated record. Gene Ontology annotation, biological process: regulation of GTPase activity.
GCUGGCGGGAGGGCGAUGCCGGGUGCCGGGGCCCGGGCUGAGGAGGGCGGCGGCGGCGGCGGCGGCGGCGAGGGCGCGGCUGGGCCAGCGCGGCUGUGCGGCUACUUGCAGAAGCUGUCGGGCAAGGGCCCGCUCCGCGGCUACCGCAGCCGCUGGUUCGUGUUCGACGCGCGUCGCUGCCACCUCUACUACUUCAAGAGCCCGCAGGACGCGCUGCCGUUGGGCCGCCUGGACAUCGCCGACGCCUGCUUCUGCUACCCGGGCGCGGACGAAUCCGCGGAAACUGGCGCCGAGCUGCCCGCGCACUUCCAGGUGCACAGCGCGGGCGCCGUCGCUGUGCUUAAGGCUCCUAAUCGUCAGCUCAUGACUUACUGGUUGCAGGAGCUGCAGCAGAAGAGAUGGGAAUAUUGCAACAGCCUGGACAUGGUAAAGUGGAACAGCAGGACGUCCCCCACCCCUGGGGAGUUCCCUAAGGGCCUUGUAGCCAGAAGUAAUACAGAUGUCAUUUAUCCACACCCAAAUACUUCUGCAGAAAAAGCCAGAAAUGUUCUAGCCAUAGAAACUGUUCCUGGAGAGCUGGUGGGAGAACAAGCUGCAAACCAGCCGGCCCCAGGACACCAGAAUCCCAUUAACUUCUAUUCUCUGAGACAGUGGGGCAGUGAGCUUAAGAAUUCAAUGUCAUCAUUCCGUCCUGGGAGAGGGCAUAAUGAUAGUCGGAAGACUGUGUUUUAUACCAAUGAAGAGUGGGAACUUGUAGAUCCACCUCCAAAGGAUCUGGAGGAGUCUGUGGUACAGGAGGAAAGGAAGAAGCAGAUACCCGAGGGAAGCAAAGGAGUAUCUGGCUCGGGAUUCUCCUUUGAUUUUGGACGUAACCCCUACAAAGGGAAGCGCCCUUUGAAAGACAUCAUUGGGUCAUACAAGAAUCGGCACAGCAGUGGAGACCCUUCCAGCGAGGGGAUGUUGGCCACUGGCAGUGUCAGGCUGGCCUCCGAGAUGCAGCUGCAGGUUCAGAGCCAGCAGGAGGAGCUGGAGCGGCUGAAGAAAGACCUGACUAGCCAGAAGGAGCUGGUCCGGCUGCUACAGCAGACAGUCCGGUCUUCCCAGUAUGACAAGUAUUUCACAAGUGGCCGAUUCUGCGAAGGGGUUCCCGGAGCUACGCUGGAGCUGCUCCACCAAAAGGACGAUCAGAUUCUGGGCCUCAGCAGCCAGCUGGAGCGGCUGAGCCUGGAGAAGGAGAGUCUGCAGCAGGAAGUGAGGACCCUGAAGAACACGGUGGGCGAGCUCGAUGAGCGGCUGGGGAUGCUGAUGGAGACCAUCCAGGCCAAGGAUGAGGUCAUCAUCAAGCUCAGCGAGGGCGAGGGCAAUGUGUCUUCCCCCUCCUUGGUGCCGGGCUCCAACUUGGUCGCCCCAGCCAGCAGGGACCAGCUGGAGCUGGACAGGCUGAAAGAUAAUCUACAAGGGUACAAGGCCCAAAAUAAAUUUCUAAAUAAGGAGAUUUUGGAACUCUCAGCUCUACGAAGAAAUGCGGAAAGGAGAGAGAGAGAUCUGAUGGCCAAGUAUUCCAGCCUGGAAGCCAAGCUCUGCCAGAUAGAAAGCAAGUACCUGAUACUGCUUCAAGAAAUGAAGACACCAGUGUGUUCAGAAGAGCAGGGGCCCACCCGGGAAGUGAUUGCCCAACUGCUGGAGGAUGCGCUGCAGGUUGAGAGUCAGGAACAACAAGAGCAAGCCUUUGUGAAGCCUCAUCUUGUCAGUGAGUAUGAUAUCUAUGGGUUCAGGACUGUGCCUGAUGACGAUGAGGAGGAGAAGUUGGUCGCUAAGGUCCGUGCCUUGGACCUGAAGACUCUGUACCUCACAGAGAACCAGGAAGUUUCCACUGGGGUCAAGUGGGAAAACUACUUUGCCAGCACAGUGAACAGGGAGAUGGUGUGCUCUCCAGAACUGAAGACCCUCAUCCGCUCAGGCAUUCCCCAUGAGCACCGCUCCAAGGUGUGGAAGUGGUGCGUGGACUUCCACACAAGGAAGUUCAAGGAUGGUGCAGAGCCAGGCUAUUUCCAAGCCUUGCUGCAGAAGGCCCUGGAGAAGCAGAACCCAGCCUCCAAGCAGAUUGAGCUGGACUUGCUUCGGACACUGCCCAACAACAAGCACUACUCCUGCCCCACCUCAGAGGGUAUCCAGAAGCUGCGCAAUGUCCUUCUUGCCUUCUCCUGGCGGAACCCGGAUAUUGGCUACUGCCAAGGGCUGAACAGGUUGGUGGCAGUGGCCCUCCUAUACCUGGAACAAGAAGAUGCUUUCUGGUGUCUGGUUACCAUUGUGGAAGUUUUCAUGCCUCGAGACUAUUACACAAAGACUCUUUUAGGAUCCCAGGUGGACCAGAGGGUGUUCAGAGACCUCAUGAAUGAGAAGCUGCCUCGAUUGCAUGCCCACUUUGAACAGUACAAAGUUGACUACACUCUCAUCACAUUCAACUGGUUCCUGGUGGUGUUUGUGGACAGCGUGGUUAGCGACAUUCUCUUUAAGAUAUGGGACUCUUUCCUGUAUGAGGGACCAAAGGUUAUUUUCCGUUUUGCCCUCGCAGUUUUUAAAUACAAGGAAGAGGAGAUCCUGAAAUUGCAGGACUCAAUGUCUAUAUUUAAGUAUCUCCGCUACUUCACUCGCACUAUUCUUGAUGCUCGGAAGUUGAUCAAUAUCUCCUUUGUGGACCUGAACCCCUUCCCCCUGCGCCAGAUCCGGAACCGACGUGCCUAUCACCUGGAGAAGGUGCGGCAGGAGCUGACUGAGCUGGAGGCCAUCCGUGAGGACUUUCUGCGUGAGCGGGAGCCUGGCCCUGACAAGGGUGGGCUGGUCAGCGAUGAGGAGGAGGACGCCUGAGUGACGCCUGUCCCAGACACUGCUCUUUGCUCUGGUAACCAAAGUGUGUCCAAGGGAACUGCAGGGUCCCUGCUCAUUUAAUGCCCAGGUGCAAAAUCUAUGGCUUCUGGGACUCUGCGGGGCAGAUGUCCAGAGCCAGACUGCACUUUCUCAUUUCCCACUUGGGGCUGAAGAGGGGUCUGCUCUGUUUACAGCCAGUGCCAUGCUGUAGCAUUUGGUCACCUGUGUCGCAGCCCUGCUUUCUGCCUGAUUGGGGAAUCACUGUGCCCUUAUCAGCUGGUUGUCUCCAAGAGCCUGUUUACAGAUUCUGCCAGCUGGGCUGGUCUUCACCCCGUGAAAACCAGUCUUGCUGGGCACUUCCCAUGUUGUUAUUCCUCUUGUACACAGUGAACAGCUGUGUGUGUAUCUUAAAGGGCAGCACUUGGAGGAUGCACCAGGGCUUCAGAGUGUAGGUGUUUCCAUGGGGUGAGGCCAAUGUGCACAGAGGGGUAUCCUUAAAAAGCAAGCACACCUUGUUCUGGAGCCGCCUCCGCUGAAAGCCCAGGAGCCUUCCUCUGCCCUGCCAUGCACAGCCAUUCACUAUUGGUUCCCCCUCCAUGUGGGGCACCUGGUCCUGCACCAGCCCCACGUGUGUUUGCAGGUUGCUGAUGGUUUCACCCCAGCCUGCCCUGUGCCUAGCAUCUCUCUGGAAGUGUCUGUGGUAGUGACUUAUGGAAGCCAUUCUCCAUGUAUGGCUGAGGUAGGAUUCCAGGUGAACUGCCUGCCCUGAGUGAGGGUGCAGAAGCAGCUUCAGGGUUGCUUUGCAGGUAGCUGCACAGCUGCUGGGCAAGGUCUGCACAGCAGUGACCACAGGUCCUAGGGUGGCCAAUGCUCCAGUGUCUUCCUGCACCGGAGUUGGCAGUAUCUUUGCUGAGACCAGGGUUCAUGGGAGCUCUCAUCCAGCUCCGUGCUGGCUGCCAGACAGCCUUGUCCUAGAAGAUGUGGGGUCCAUGUGGCCUCUGACGUGGCAGGCUGCCAGGCAGGUCCUGGCUAUUUUUGUUGAACCCCUUGGGACCAUCCCUGAGGUGUGGGUGCUCUGAGUAAAUGUUUUCUGGCACAGUGUUACUCAACACAAGAGAAACAGUCUUACAUGGAGCAUUUUACACUACCUGGAAAAAAUUGGAAUGCUCUCUAGUUAAUAUAAACACAUUUGGACUAAGAAUUGAGGCAAUGCAGUUUCAAGAAAUGCUCCUGUAAUCAGCCCCCCACCCCCACCCCCUUGUCAGCUUUCUAGCGGUUUCAUGACUGGGUUGGUACUUCAGCAUGCUAGGCUGAGCUUAGCUUCUGUCUUUGGUGAAGUUGUUUCCCUACUCUGCAGAGGGAGCUUGUCUCUUCAGGUGUCAGAAACAUGUCUUGCCAUUGUAUGUCUUUGGAGUUGGUUUUUGAGGCCUGGCUUCUCCAGAAGUCAGCCUGUGAAUGGGGAGCCACAGUCUCCCACUAUUCUCAGGUAUGGGCCACCUGCUGGCAGUCCCCAUCCCACCUCCCAGGGCUGGGGACAGCUGCUGAGAAGGUGUAAGGGAGAGGGGUCGGUGGGUGCCUCCAGGGUCAGCUCCAGCUGCCCAGUUUCUAGUUUCCAAGUGAGUUUCCCACACAAGGUGCCAGCCCAAGCUGCAAUGUUCAGGGGCCAUGAGUAGCCCCUCAGGAAUGAGCUUGUUUGGUCCAGCUUGCUCUGGAAAGAUGCAUCUCCACAGUGCCUGCACAGCUGGGGCUGCUCUGUGGCCAGGCAGUGUAUGAGAGGAGAGCGAUCUGGGGAUGGACUGGGAGCCUUCCUGGAGGUCCUCCUUGGAACAGUGCUCUGAGUGGCGGCGGGGGGGGGG